ACAAGCAGACUCAGUCGAAGCAAAUGGCUAAAUGGACCGUCAGUCGAAGCCCGUUUUCUGCAGCUGGGCAAGCAAGCUGUCGAUCAAAGCUCAUUUUUGUGCAAAUGGCCAAGCAGACUGCCAUUCAAAGCCCAUUUCCUGCAGCUGGCUGAAGCAGAAGCCAAAAUACAGUGAAGGCGGGACUUGGCCCCAUGAUUUAUUAAGGCAUGCCUACAGCUGUGAGUCACAAGUUGCUGAUGGAAGUUUCUUGCAACUGAAGAUUUUCCUUGAAGAAAGGCUGUGUUUGCAAAUCCUUCAUCUUUCUUUCCCCUUUCUUUUCUCUGUCUCUUCCAGCAAAGCGAUGGCCGAGCAAGGCUCCAUGCCCACCGGUGGCAGUGGCACAUCCUCGCCCACGGCUACCAUGAAGGAGGAGCUGCUCUGCCCCAUCUGCUACGAACCCUUCAAGGAUGCAGCCACCCUUUGCUGUGGGCACAACUUCUGCAAGGGCUGUGUGACCCGCUCCUGGGAAGGCCAGAGCCGGGCCCACGUCUGCCCUGUGUGCAAGGCAGCCUGCGUCCCCGAGGACCUGCGCACCAACCACACCUUGGUCAACAUUGUGGAGAUGUUCCUCAAGCAGGAGGAGAGGCAGCAGCAGAAGAGGAAGGCCGAGGAGGGGUCCACCAACCUCUGCCCUUUGCACCAGGAGGAGGCCAAGCUGUUCUGCCUGGACGACAAGCUGCCGGUCUGCUUCGUGUGCCAAGGUGCCAAAGAGCACGCUGACCAUACCAUCAGGCCCGUGGCUGAGGUGGUCAAGACCUGCAAGGACAAAUGUAAGGAUAUGGAGAAUGCCAUGCAUGACAAAAUCAAGGAUUUUGCAAGAAUGCAAUUUGACUAUACACUCAUUGGAAACCACAAUAAGGCGGAAGGCGUCCGGCUGCAAAAGGAGAUUAAAAGGCAGUUCCAGGAGCUGCACGACUUCCUGUGGAACGAAGAGAAGGUGAUGCUGGAGGCGCUGCAAGAGGAGACCCAGAGGAAACAGCAGCUGGUUGAAGACAAAAUCAAAAAGCUGAAGGAGGAGAGUGACAUCCUGCUGCAAGAAGUUGGCCAGCUCCAAGCUGACAUGAAGGUUGAUGACGUCUCCUUCCUCAAGAAACACAAAAGCCGGAAGCGCAGAAUUGCAUGGACCAUUGAGAAGCCGGAAGCAAUCCCAUCAGGUACCCUGAUAGAAAUGACAAAAUACUUGGAUUCCUUACAGUAUACGGUUUGGAAGAAAAUGCUGGAUAUCAUCAAAGUUGUCCCAUUCAGUUUCGACCCGAACACUUCCACUGGUUGGCUGGAGGUUUCCGACGACCUCUCCAGUAUCAGCGCCUGCACGUACAAGCUGAUGGUGGAGGUCCCGGAGAGCUUCUCCAACAGCAUGCCCUGCGUUCUGGGCUCGAGGAGUUUCACUGGAGGGCCCCACGCGUGGGAGGUCGACGUGGGCAGCAACGAGUACUGGUACAUGGGUGUGGCCCGCAAGACUGGCGGCCAUUACUGGAGCAUCGGGUGCGAAUCCCGCCUGGGCUCCGUGUACGUGUACCGCAUGCAAGGCAUCGGCAGCAAGAGCCUCUCCUCCAAGUCGGUGCUGUCCAACUCAGGGUGCUGGAAGGACUUGAAGCGGCUGAGGGUGGAGCUGGACUGCAACGAAGGGGAGCUUUCCUUCUACAAUGCCGAAGGCAGGGACCACAUCUAUACUUUCCACGACAUAUUUGGGGAAGUUUUCCCGUACUUCGGCCUCCGCGCCUCUGAUGCGUCCAAACCUCUGAACGAACCGUUCCAGAUCUGCCCGCUUCAGGUCCGCAUCAAAGCGGACUAUCCCAACUGACGAAACCUCCCUCUUUAAUUAAUCCUUUGUCAUAUUAU
Anolis sagrei ordinatus is the source of this 1881-nucleotide messenger RNA. The record is from RefSeq and is a predicted model, not a curated record. Lineage: Eukaryota; Metazoa; Chordata; Lepidosauria; Squamata; Anolidae.